Molecule: messenger RNA, 212 nt
Organism: Meleagris gallopavo (turkey)
Lineage: Eukaryota; Metazoa; Chordata; Aves; Galliformes; Phasianidae
Source: RefSeq, a predicted model, not a curated record
UGCUUCGUGGGGCGCGUCGAGAAGAUUCACCCGACGGGAAAACUUAUCGUUCUGUCGGACGGAGAAGGCUGCAACGCGACGGUGGAGCUGAGCGAACCUCUAGAUGAAGAGAUCUCAGGAAUUCUUGAAGUGGUGGGAAGAGUAACAAAUCAGGCAACCAUCAUGUGCAUGUCAUACGUCCAGUUCAGGGAAGAUAAAAGUCCAUUUGGUAA